This is a messenger RNA of Lodderomyces margitis, 2235 nucleotides long. RefSeq lists its product as uncharacterized. The coding region runs from base 1 to 2235 and encodes 744 amino acids. The record is from RefSeq and is a predicted model, not a curated record. The transcript has 2 exons. NCBI's taxonomy places the organism in Eukaryota, Fungi, Ascomycota, Pichiomycetes, Serinales, Debaryomycetaceae.
AUGGGGCUCAACAUUUAUAACCCUUCAUACUUCAUUAUUACUUUUGAUGCCGGUUUUGUCGUGUCAGAUGUGGAGAGAAAUGUCGAUAAUAGUUACAAUCUCAUUGCAAACUACCAGGCGGAUAAGGUUGACCAGUUGUAUACAAACUUUGUCGAUAAUAUAGAGCUGAUUUAUUUAUCGGGUACUGGCGUGGUGGAUCCAAUUCUUUACAACUGGGCCUUGCCUAAUUCUAUCACCAAUCCAUUUCAAUGGUCAACAAAGUUUCAAUGUAGACCACAAAUAAAAAAUGGAAAAUGUUGCAUUCCGGAUAAUUUCAAACUCUGGUUUAGAUUCCGGCAAAUUGGUGUUGCAGGAGCAGCGUUAAAUCAAGUAUUUGGCCAACCUGUCUCUUUCUACACUACAGACGCAUGGGCAGGGGCUGUUCAACCGUAUGACCCGGUUACUUUGUUCAACCAACAGGUGCCUUUCCAAAAGAGAGAUGACGAAGGUGCCGAUGGGAGUGAAGUCUCAGAUCUAGAUAAAAGGAGUUUUCAAUCCAUGGUUGAUCUAUUAAAUAGCUGUACCACCAAACGGCGUGGUAUUAAGCAGUUUUGUUGGGACUGUGGAUGUGCACCACCACCAGUGUCACCUUCUGAGCCGCCAGUGUCACCACCGGUUUCACCUUCUGAGCCGCCAGUGCCACCAUCCGAGCCACCAGUGUCACCACCAGUGUCACCCUCUGAGCCACCAGUGUCACCCUCUGAGCCACCAGUGUCACCACCGGUUUCACCUUCUGAGCCACCAGUGUCACCCUCUGAGCCACCAGUGUUGCCUUCUGAACCACAAGUGUCGCCUUCAGAACCACCAGUGUCGCCUUCAGAACCACCAGUGUCACCACCAGUGUCACCACCGGUUUCACCUUCUGAGCCACCAGUGUCACCACCGGUUUCACCUUCUGAGCCACCAGUGUCACCCUCUGAGCCACCAGUGUCGCCUUCUGAACCACAAGUGUCGCCUUCAGAACCACCAGUGUCGCCUUCAGAACCACCAGUGUCACCACCAGUGUCACCACCGGUUUCACCCUCUGAGCCACCAGUAUCGCCUUCAGAACCACCGGUUUCACCUUCUGAGCCACCAGUGUCACCACCGGUUUCACCUUCUGAGCCACCGGUUUCACCUUCUGAGCCACCGGUUUCACCCUCUGAGCCACCAGUGUCACCCUCUGAGCCACCAGUGUCGCCUUCAGAACCACCUAUCUCAUCAUCAGCACAAUCAAGUUUGUCAGUUGGAGAGCAUAACUCUUUUGGCCUGCAAACCUCUGGAUUUUCCGAAGUGACAACCAUUCCCUCUACAACGGUUAUUACAGUCACCAUUUGCUCACAUGGUGGCUGCUAUACUACGCUUGAAACUACUGGAGUAACUGUUAUAACAGAGGGAACAACUGUUUACACUACUUAUUGUCCCUUGGUAGGGGGACCAUCAACAUCAACCUCAGCUAGUGGAAAUGCAAAUGCAAAUGCAAAUGGAAGUGGAAGUGGAGGAAGUCCAGGAGCAGGACCAGGUGGAGGAGCAGGAAGCCCAGGAGCAGGAAAUGGAAGUCCAGGUGGAGGAAACCCAGGUGGAGGAAACCCAGGAGCAGGAAGCCCAGGAGCAGGAAGCCCAGGUGGAGGAGCAGGAAGCCCAGGUGGAGGAGCAGGAAGCCCAGGUGGAGGAGCAGGAAGCCCAGGUGGAGGAAACCCAGGAGCAGGAAACCCAGGAGCAGGAAACCCAGGAGCAGGAAACCCAGGAGCAGGAAAUGGAAGCCCAGGUGGAGGAGCAGGAAAUGGAAGUCCAGGUGGAGGAAAUCCAGGAGCAGGAAAUGGAAGCCCAGGUGGAGGAGCAGGAAGCCCAGGUGGAGGAGCAGGAAGCCCAGGUGGAGGAGCAGGAAGCCCAGGUGGAGGAAAUCCAGGAGCAGGAAACCCAGGAGCAGGAGCAGGAAACCCAGGAGCAGGAAAUGGAAGCCCAGGUGGAGGAGCAGGAAGCCCAGGUAAAGGACCAGGUGGAGGAAGUCCUGGGCCAACCAUGGCGUCAUUGGAAGAGACAGGAUCAGCAGGAAACUCCUUACCAUCAUUACAAAGUAUUUCAAUUGCUCAACAAAGUGAAUCAUCAUCCCCAGAAUUGAAUCCCGCAGAAGUUUCAUUAUUCGCUGCUUCUGGAAUUACUAUGGAUCAUUCCAAUGGAGCUUUCUUGAUGGCUGCUGCAAUUAUCCUACUUUAA